AUGUCUCAAGGCAUAUAUGUGCUUAUUACCGGUUGCAACCGCGGCAUUGGAAGAGGCAUUUUUGACAAAUAUAUCGCUCGCCCGGACCAUGUAGUCGUCGCCGCUGUUCGUGAUCCAACAGCUAAAAGCUCAGAGGAAUUGUUGCAUGCCACUAAGGGCACUGGCAGCAGAUGCAUCCUGGUAAAGAUUGAUAGUGCUUCCGAGACAGACUCUCUGGCAGCCGUGAGCACUUUGAAGCGAGAACACGGUAUUGAGAAGCUUGAUCUUGUCAUUACUAAUGCCGGGAUCUCCAAGUACUUCGGCACAGCAGAGGUGACCCCAUUCAAGGAAAUGAUAGAUCAUUUCAAGAUCAAUACCGUGGCACCACUACUGUUGUUCCAAGCAACCUGGCCCCUCCUCCACACCACGAAAGCACCAAAGUUCGUAUCAAUCUCCUCAGGUGCAGGGAGCCUUGGGUUCAUGGAAAAUCUGAAGGUCGAGAAUACAGCAUAUGGCUCUUCUAAAGCAGCUCUUAACUUCAUCACGAGGAGGAUACACUUUGAGAACCAGCAUCUAGUGGCCUUCAGCAUCAACCCUGGAUGGCUUCAGACUGAUCUUGGGAAUCACGCUGCACAAAGUUCAGGGCUAUCAGCGGCUCCUGUGUCGGUACAGGAUGGUGUCGAUGGAAUUGUCAGUGUUAUAGAUAGCGCAACAAGGGAUGCGACAUCGGGGAGGUUUCUUUCGUGGGAAAACAAGGAGAUCCCCUGGUAA
Fusarium subglutinans is the source of this 750-nucleotide messenger RNA. Its product is annotated as ketoreductase. The transcript is spliced from 3 exons. NCBI's taxonomy places the organism in Eukaryota, Fungi, Ascomycota, Sordariomycetes, Hypocreales, Nectriaceae. The record is from RefSeq and is a predicted model, not a curated record. Bases 1 to 750 code for a protein of 249 amino acids.